Acanthamoeba castellanii str. Neff is the source of this 180-nucleotide messenger RNA. RefSeq lists its product as uncharacterized. The transcript has a single exon. The record is from RefSeq and is a predicted model, not a curated record. NCBI's taxonomy places the organism in Eukaryota, Discosea, Longamoebia, Acanthamoebidae. Bases 1 to 180 code for a protein of 59 amino acids.
AUGGCAGGACUCGCGCACGCAAUGGAAUCCCAGCUGUCACAGGCCAACGAAGAGGGCAUCAGACGAGACCCUACGAAGAGCGAGCACUGGCAUCGCGAAGAGGACAAGCCGGCGGGGGAAGGAGGCCGGCCCCGAGCGCAAGGGCGACGAACUCUCCCCCGUGGACGAAGGAGCAACUGA